CGUUUAGAUCCAUGUAUCGCACCGACUUCCACCCCUGCCUGCUUGCUGGGUCUCAAAACAAAAACCUCCCAUUCUUCUUACCUACGGAAGGAAGCUUGCUUAUAUUGUAUCUAUCUAUCCUCUUCACCUUCUUUAUCUGAAUUUCAGGUUCCAUCGAUCCAAAGAAGGUCUCUCUCUAUCUAAUCAGCUUUUCUUUUUGAUUGUCGGGUAAACCUCAGGAGGACUGUGGUCGUCUAACUUCAACAAGCAUAACCAUGGAGAAUCCGAUUGACAUUGACAAGACAAAGGAGAUUCUGGAGCCAGAUCAAAUCACUGCUGGUGGCUUACAUAUCUCUGGUAAAGAUAGACUUGUAUUCAGACAGCCUGAGAGGAAAUCUCUACUAGGAUUAGAUGUUCUUGCAAAUGCUAAGCGAGCAGGUACUCAUGUUGACGGAUCAUUUAAGGUUCCAAAAGAAAAGAUUUCCUCAAUGAUGGCAUCUAUGGAUGAUGAGGUGGAGAAUGCUAUGUCCACAGUCACCGGUCCGGAUGAAGUUGACAAUGGUACAAGCUCUAGUGGUGCACGCAAUUCUAGCAGCAGACGGUACCGUGAUUCUAGUGGGAUUAAAACAUUUGACUCAGAAAGUCAAAUCACUGAAGAACGAGGUGACGGGACAUAUUCUAGGCAUGGUUCAAAGUCAAGCUCCCAUUCUGAGGAUGUCACUCCUUCAUCCAGAAGUUCGAGAAGUAACCAUCAUAGGAGUUCUAGGUAUGAUUCAACAGAGCAUGAUAGGCGUAGAAGUGAUUACAGGGAUGAGUCAAGAAGCCAAAGUAGGGAAUCAAGGAGAUACGCUUCUGAUAGGGAUAAUCAAGGAGAUGAUUCAAGAAGAAGUAGGGAAUCACCUCGUUAUGAAAGGGAGUACAGAGACUAUGGGAAUAAAAGAAGCAGAUACGAAAGUUCAAGGAGGACUCCUGGUAGAUCCGACUGGGAUGAUGGGAGAUGGGAAUGGGAGGAUACACCAGGGCGUGAUGGUCGUUCAAGUAGUAGACCUUAUCAGCCUUCACCAUCACCGAUGCUAGUUGGUGCUUCACCUGAUGCACGUUUAGUUUCCCCUUGGCUUGGGGGCAAUACUCCUCAAUCUGGACAUGGUGCUUCUCCAUGGGACAGUGUGGCCCCUUCACCAGUUCCAAUUAGGGCAUCUGGAUCUAUUAGAUCUUCAACUUCAAGGUCUGGUGGAAGGUCUCAACAACCGUUUUCUGCACAAAAUUCACUACCCUUGGAGGAUGAAGAAGCUGAAAGGGAAAAAUAUAUUAAUCCAGAGAUAACUGAGAGUAUGCGAUUAGAGAUGGAAUACAAUUCUGAUCGUGCAUGGUAUGACAACGAAGAAGGCAAUACUAUGUUUGAUGCUGACAGCUCAUCGUUUUAUCUUGGUGAUGAUGCGUCUGUCCAGAAGAAAGAAGCCGAGCUAGCAAAAAAACUGGUUCGAAGGGAUGGAACUCAAAUGAGCCUUGCUCAAAGCAAAAAGCUAUCUCAGCUGACUGCAGAUAAUGCUCAAUGGGAAGAUAGACAGCUUAUGAGAUCUGGUGCUGUUAGAGGUACAGAAGUCCAAACAGAAUUUGAUGAUGAGGAAGAACGCAGGGUUAUUCUUCUUGUUCAUGAUACAAAACCUCCAUUCUUAGAUGGAAGAAUUGUGUUUACUAAGCAAGCAGAACCUAUAAUGCCCGUAAAAGAUCCAACAUCAGAUAUGGCAAUUAUUUCAAGAAAAGGUUCAAAUCUUGUUCGUGAAGUCCAUGAAAAACAAAGUAUGAAUAAAUCACGUCAAAGGUUUUGGGAACUUGCUGGUUCAAAACUCGGUAAUAUUCUCGGUGUUGAAAAGUCAGCAGAGCAGAUUGAUGCUGAUACGGCAGUAGUUGGUGAAGAUGGUGAAGUUGAUUUUAAGGAAGAUGCAAAGUUCGCUCAACAUCUUAAAAAAGGUGAAGCAGUAAGCGACUUUGCAAAGUCGAAAUCACUUGCACAACAACGAGAAUAUCUUCCUAUAUUUUCUGUUCGGGAUGAACUAUUGCAGGUGGUGAGAGAGAAUCAAGUUAUAGUGGUUGUUGGUGAAACUGGUUCUGGAAAAACAACACAGUUAACCCAGUAUUUACAUGAAGCCGGAUAUACAAAUAGUGGUACAGUUGGUUGUACUCAACCAAGACGUGUAGCGGCAAUGAGUGUUGCUAAAAGAGUCAGCGAGGAAAUGGAAACUGAACUUGGAGAAUUGGUUGGUUAUGCUAUUCGUUUUGAAGAUGUCACUGGGCCCAACACCGUUAUAAAGUACAUGACUGAUGGUGUGCUUCUGCGGGAAACAUUGAAAGAUGCUGAUCUUGACAAAUAUCGUGUUGUUGUGAUGGACGAAGCCCAUGAGAGAUCAUUAAGCACUGAUGUAUUAUUCGGGAUCCUCAAAAAAGUGGUUGCAAGGCGUCGAGACUUCAAGCUUAUUGUCACUUCUGCCACCCUCAAUGCACAGAAAUUUUCCAACUUCUUUGGGAGUGUUCCCAUCUUCCACAUUCCUGGGAGAACAUUUCCGGUUCAAAUCUUGUACAGUAAAACCCCAUGUGAAGAUUACGUUGAAGCUGCUGUAAAACAAGCAAUGACAAUCCACAUUACUAGCCCGCCUGGCGACAUACUCAUAUUCAUGACAGGUCAAGAUGAAAUUGAAGCCACCUGCUAUGCCCUAUCAGAACGUAUGGAACAGCUCCUUUCAACCACAAGGGCAAAAGUGUCCAACCUGUUAAUCCUCCCUAUUUACUCCCAACUCCCAGCCGACUUACAAGCCAAAAUCUUUGAAAAACCUGAAGAUGGGGCCCGCAAAUGUAUCGUGGCUACAAACAUUGCAGAAACCUCACUAACCGUAGAUGGAAUUUAUUACGUUAUUGACACUGGAUAUGGUAAAAUGAAGGUGUAUAAUCCCCGUAUGGGUAUGGAUGCUCUCCAGGUGUUCCCUGUCAGUCGGGCUGCUGCUGACCAACGGUCCGGUCGGGCGGGCCGUACUGGGCCCGGGACAUGCUACCGCCUUUAUACAGAAAGUGCGUACCAAGAUGAAAUGCUCCCACAACCGGUCCCUGAAAUUCAAAGGACUAAUCUCGGGAACGUUGUAUUGUUACUUAAGUCGCUUAAAGUUGAAAAUUUGCUGGAUUUCGAUUUCAUGGACCCCCCACCACAAGAUAAUAUUCUAAACUCAAUGUACCAGUUAUGGGUUUUGGGUGCAUUGAGCAACACAGGGAGUCUGACCGAUCUCGGGUGGAAGAUGGUGGAAUUCCCACUCGAUCCACCAUUAGCCAAAAUGCUUCUAAUGGGAGAACAGUUAGAAUGUCUGAAUGAAGUACUUACAAUUGUCUCAAUGCUUUCAGUCCCGUCUGUGUUUUUCAGACCCAAAGACCGAGCAGAGGAAAGUGAUGCUGCCAGAGAAAAAUUCUUCGUGCCUGAAUCCGAUCAUUUAACCUUACUGAAUGUGUAUCAACAAUGGAAGGCUAAUCAAUAUCGUGGAGAUUGGUGUAAUGAUCAUUAUUUACAGGUAAAAGGGCUUAAAAAGGCUCGGGAAGUUAGGUCCCAAUUGUUGGACAUACUAAAAACGCUAAAAAUACCGCUUACCUCAUGCGGGCCGGAUUGGGAUAUUGUUAGAAAAGCAAUUUGUUCGGCUUAUUUUCAUAAUGCGGCAAGACUAAAAGGAGUGGGAGAAUAUGUGAAUUGUAGGAACGGAAUGCCAUGCCAUUUGCACCCAAGCUCGGCUCUGUAUGGGCUGGGGUACACGCCGGAUUAUGUGGUGUACCAUGAGCUUAUAUUGACGACAAAAGAAUACAUGCAAUGUGCUACAUCUGUUGAGCCACAGUGGCUGGCUGAACUAGGGCCGAUGUUUUUUUCGGUGAAGGAUUCGGAUACAUCGAUGUUGGAACACAAAAAGAAGCAGAAAGAAGAGAAGUCGGCGAUGGAAGAAGAAAUGGAAAGUUUGAGAAGACAACAAGCGGAAGCUGAGGCUAGAAAUAAGGCGAAAGAGAGGGAGAAGAGGAAAAAGCAACAACAAACAAUCUCCAUGCCUGGAUUGAAGAAAGGUUCUUCGACCUAUUUGAGACCUAAAAGACUGGGCUUGUGAAGUUAUAUUCUGAUUAUACAAACUCCAACUACCUGGUUAUGGAUGUUGUACACACUCACUUUCACGUUGAGUAUAUGUAGAAGAAGAUAUUCGGAGGUUUAGUCUAUGUCUAUGUGCAAUCCCAUAAAAAUUACUUCACUUUGGAUUUUUUUUUCCAUCUUCAUUGGACUUUGUUUAUAAAUUUCAUAGAUCUUGAUUGUGCUGCU
Molecule: messenger RNA, 4312 nt
Organism: Helianthus annuus (common sunflower)
Lineage: Eukaryota; Viridiplantae; Streptophyta; Magnoliopsida; Asterales; Asteraceae
Product: pre-mRNA-splicing factor ATP-dependent RNA helicase DEAH7
Exons: 18
Coding region: 255-4106 (1283 amino acids)
Biological process (GO): mRNA splicing, via spliceosome
Cellular component (GO): spliceosomal complex; intracellular anatomical structure
Molecular function (GO): ATP hydrolysis activity; ATP binding; RNA binding
Source: RefSeq, a predicted model, not a curated record